Messenger RNA from Bacillus rossius redtenbacheri, 3278 nucleotides. RefSeq lists its product as uncharacterized. Lineage: Eukaryota; Metazoa; Arthropoda; Insecta; Phasmatodea; Bacillidae. The record is from RefSeq and is a predicted model, not a curated record. The transcript has 36 exons. Bases 246 to 3278 code for a protein of 1010 amino acids.
AGACGGUCGCGCGUUCUUGCCUCGUUCGCAUCGUUCCGUUAGCUGUUCGCGCCGACGCCCACGCCAGCACACCUACUGCAUCUGUUCCAAGCCACGAGGAGCUGUUGGAAGCCUGCCGCCUAUUGGAAUUGCUGGGUCCAGAGUUAUGGGAGGUUGCUGUCGCGGCAACCACAGCUGCUGAAACAGCGACACUACCAAGUCUGCCGAAAACUUGCAAGGAAAAACCAGAAAACUGAAUCGUACAGAUGGAGAAAGACGAUCCUCAAAAGGCCCUACGCGAGUUGCACGUGGUGGUGAUCAAGCAGAAGAGGGACGUGAAGGAUCCAGACCCAGGUACUGCUGAGGAUGUAACUACAGCUGCUGAAACAGCAACAGUCCCUAAAGAUCCAGAACUGCCAUCAACUUCCGAGGGAAUAUCAGACACACCAACCUCGCAGAAGGAGGAGGUCAAAUCUCCGGAGGCCCAAUUCGAGGAGGAUAUGUUGGAGGCUUUCCACCUAUUGCAAUUGCUGGGCCCAGAGUUCUGGGAACUGGCUGUCGCGGAAACCAAAGAGGGCGUCGCUGCAGUCACAGGUGUCGCUGCAAAAAUAAAAGCUGAUAAAUGGACACAAACUGAGUGGGCAUACCCAGGACCCUCAAAGGUACAGAAUAAGAAAGACGAACCUCAACAGGCCUUACGCGAGCUGAAAGAGUCGGAGGCCCGCCUGCCGGAUGAACAUCAGGAUCCAGACGUCGGCGGAGUUGCUGUUGGCGGAACUUCAGCUGCGCCGGCAGCAGCGGAGAUACAGCGACCAAGUGCCAGUGAACCAAAUGACUCUGGGCUAGUGGUGCAAGAGAACACGGUUGCAGCUCAGAACGGAAAAGGGAAGACCUCCUCAGAAGAAAUCAAGUCUGAUGAAAAAAACAAGAAACCAGACGCAGAAGUGGAGGCCCAAGAUGCAGCCAAAGAUGUUUCAGGCGAAAGUGCCGAAGGAGGCAAAGAUUCUUCGUCGAUCUCGGAAGUGAAGACUUCUUCAAGUAAGACUUCGAACGAGCUGAAAGAGUCGGAGACCCGCCUGCCGGAGGAACAGCAGGAACCAGCCGUCGGCGGAGUUGCUGUUGGCGGAACUUCAGCUGCACCGGCAGCAGCGGAGAUACAGCUACCAAGUUCCGUAGGAGGCAAUGAUUCAUCGUCGAGCUCGGAUGUGAAGACUUCUUCAAGUCACUCUUCUAACGAGCUGAAAGAGUCGGAGGCCCGCCUGCCGGAUGAACAUCAGGAUCCAGACGUCGGCGGAGUUGCUGUUGGCGGAACUUCAGCUGCGCCGGCAGCAGCGGAGAUACAGCGACCAAGUUCCGAAGGAGGCAGUGAUUCAUCGUUGAACUCGGAAGAGAAGGUUUCUUCUAGUCACCCGACGAACGUGCUGAAAGAGUCGGAGGCCCGCCUGCCGGAGGAACAUCAGGAUCCAGAUGUCGACGGAGUUGCUGUUGGCGGAACUUCAGCUGCGCCGGCAGCAGCGGAGAUACAGCGACCAAGUUCCGAAGGAGGCAGUGAUUCAUCGUUGAACUCGGAAGAGAAGGUUUCUUCAAGUCAUCCUUCGAACGUGCUGAAAGAGUCGGAGGCCCGCAUGCCGGAGGAACAUCAGGAUCCAGACGUCGGCGGAGAUGCUGUUGGCGGAACUUCAGCUGCGCCGGCAGCAGCGGAAAUACAGCGACCAAGUUCCGAAGGAGGCAGUGAUUCAUCGUUGAACUCGGAAGAGAAGGUUUCUUCAAGUCACCCUUCGAACGUGUACGGAGAAACUUCUAGUUCGGAAGAGAACGAGUGUGAAAUUUGCGGGAUGAGACGCGAUGAAGAAGUGGAAGCUAACGUUAUUCAACCCCAUUAUCCUUCAGCAUACGAGGUUCCAUACUUGAGUGACUGUACGUCGACCACGGAAGAGAACCCUUAUUUACUUCCAGAUGAGAUUAAUUUACCCAGUACUUCGAACCAGAGAAGAGGACAAAGGCGAAGCCAUGCAAAUGUGGUGGGAAAAAUUAAGAUAUUCGAUAACGAGUCAACAGCAAGUACCGAUGAUCUUGAUAACUGGUCGUCUACGACAGAAGAGAAUGCUGAUUUAUAUAUAAUUUCCAGACAGAACGAAGAAACUUCUAGCUCGGAGGGGACCGUUUGUGAAUCAGUCAUGAAUAUACGAGAAGAAGAAAUAAAAAACAACAUGGCAGGACCCGAUGGUACUUCAUCAAAAGUUAAGGAAGAAAGCACUGGUUCUUCGCCGAAGAUGGAAAAAGGAAAAUCUUCACUUCCGUCGAGCAAGUCAAGCUCUAACCUCGUCUUGGAAUGGACCGAUUCUGACCAGGAGAAAGGUGAUUCCAAAGAAGAUGACAGUCUUUCAUCAAAUGCCGUAUAUAGCAAUAAAUCAUCGGAAAAUAAAUAUGAUGGGACUUCACGUCCUUCAAGUGAGUCAAGCUCUAACCUCGUCUUGAAAUGGACCGAUUCUGACCAGGAGAAAGGUGAUUCCAAAGAAGAUGACAGUCCUUCAUCCCAUGCCGUAUAUAGCAAUAAAUCAUCGGAGAAGAAAGAUGAUGGGACUUCACGUCCUUCAAGUGAGUCAAGCUCUAACCUCGUCUUGAAAUGGACCGAUUCUGACCAGGAGAAAGGUGAUUCCAAAGAAGAUGACAGUUCUUCAUCACCUCUCGAAGAAAGGAAUGGUUCUUCGUCGAAGAUUAAAGAUGGAAAUUCUUCAAUUUCACUUCCGUCGAGCAGGGUGAAAGAAACUUCCAGCUCGGAAGUGAUCGAUUUGGACGAAGGCAACAAGAAAUUGGAUGGAGAGAAGACUCAAGUUGGAGGAGCCGAUAAAAGUUCAUCUAAAGCUUCGGAAGAAGACAAAAUUAACUUAAUGAAGGAGCAAGAAGAUGCUGCUAUACUUCAGACUCAGGUCCAGGAAACGGGAAAGUCCAAAUCAACAGGGACCGAAUGUGAUGAUGACACGAAGAAAUGCAAUGCAGAAGUGGAGAACAUUUUGGCCGAAGCCGAAAUCGUUAAAGGUUUAAUGGAGACCUUUAAAGAAAUGAAAGGAUCUGAAGAAGAAUCAACUCCCAUUCCAGAAGAAGGAGCUAGGGUCUUUAGACCAAUAGAUAAACCAGAACCACUUAAAACUGUCGGAGGAAACCAGGAUUGGUCGGUGCUGGCUCCAGUAGCCAUUGCUGCAGCCCAGGCCCCGGAGGCGAGUACCAGCACUUUCUUCAGUUCACUCACUGUUCACUCGCCCUUCAGUUCCUUUUGUUCAAGUUCUUUCACGCGGUAG